Molecule: messenger RNA, 1305 nt
Organism: Aspergillus affinis
Lineage: Eukaryota; Fungi; Ascomycota; Eurotiomycetes; Eurotiales; Aspergillaceae
Exons: 2
Coding region: 1-1305 (434 amino acids)
Source: RefSeq, a predicted model, not a curated record
AUGAAUCCUCUUCGCUCGCUCACUCUGUCAACUAGUCUCUCUGUCAAUAUGCACGGCGUUCAGCUCUCCACCACCUCCCCCUUCGUCUACGCCCUCUUCGGCAUCCAACUCCCCAACAACAACAAUGACGAUGCCACCACCACAUCGGAAAAAACAACCCUGAUCACCCAAUUCGACAACCUCCUAUGCACCCACCCCGCGCACACAGACCACAUCGUCCAAGACAACACCACCUCUCUCCCCACCCGAGAAGGAGAAUCGCAAUGCGGUAAAACCCGCAUCUGGCUCACCUACUGGACCACCUCCCAGGACUACCAAGCAUGGUGGCUCAGUCCCUCCGUGCAGCAAUUCUGGUCCAAUUUGCCCGAUGACGCUGGGGUCUGGCGCGAGGUGAUGACGCUUCCGGCGAGUCGCACGCAACAUGGAACUAAUUGUCCCGAGGUCGCGGGCAUGGGUCACCUGGGGCCGCGCAACUCGGUUGCUGAUAAAUCGGGUUACUGGGGAUGUUAUCGACAGAGACUUACGGCGACGACGGUCGAGAAGGAUCCGUUAAAUUCAACUUUUCCUUUGGGUAAAGAUCAAGAGAAAGAACGUCGCUGUCCGUAUUCAGGCUCGAAUGAGACGAGUACCAGUAACAGUACCGGGACCGAAGCAGCCGAGGACCGUUCCCAUUCCAAAGGAAUCGUAAUCCCAGAUGAAAAAGUACCAUCAAAAACCCACCCCGGCCGAGUCCUCAUCACUAACAUUCCCGAUAACAUCUGCUUCGUCGUGGAAGGCCAAGACCACACAACACUAACGCCCUCCGAACGAGACCUAUGGUUCAAAUGCUACGACUCCCUAACAACACAAUGGUUCAAAGACCUCCUCCUCUCUACAAACAGUAACACAGCAACCCUCUUCUCAGACACAGGACCCAUAAACACACGUUUCUGCUACGAUCCAUCAUCGGAGAAAUACCGUCACGAGACAACCAUUCCAUCUCUGAACUAUAACAGGAAGAUCCAGCUCUUCUAUUUCCGAGACUUGGAGGCCCUGGAGCGGAUCGGGCGACAGAAUCUGGGACAUGUGAAGCUGCGGAAGACGUUUCUUGGAGCGUAUGGGCCGGGCGGGGAGAUGUUUGGCGUAGGGAACUUGGGGUUGUGGGUGGAGACGAGCGUGGUGAAGAAUGGGGAGAUGGAAUGUGAGCAGAAUGACUACGGACACAAUAGUUUUCUCCACUGCCACCCCUCCCUUGGUGCUAUUUGGGCCCACUGGAAACCCCAAUUUAAGCUGCUUACAAGUUGGAUCCACUUACCACCGGAGUAA